Messenger RNA from Trachymyrmex cornetzi, 351 nucleotides. RefSeq lists its product as uncharacterized. The coding region runs from base 1 to 351 and encodes 116 amino acids. NCBI's taxonomy places the organism in Eukaryota, Metazoa, Arthropoda, Insecta, Hymenoptera, Formicidae. The record is from RefSeq and is a predicted model, not a curated record. The transcript has a single exon.
AUGGGGGUAGAUGGGGUACCGAAUGAGGUGUGGAAGUAUGGUGGAGAGGGGUUAGAGGAAUGGGUAUGGAAAAUGUGUAAUGAGGUAUGGAAGGGGGAGGGAUGGCCGGAGUUAUGGAAAGAGGGAAUGGUAGUGCCAGUGAAGAAGAAAGGUCAGGGGAACGAUGUUAGGGAUUAUAGAGGGAUUUCAAUUAUGCCGACGUUAUACAAGGUGUACACAGCGGUGUUGGCGGAAAGGUUGAGGGAGGAAAUAGAAGGAAAAGGUAUGAUUCCACCGAAUCAAACGGGGUUUAGGAAAGGGUUGGGAACUUUAGAUAAUAUUUAUGUGAUAAAUUAUUUGGUGGACAGGUAG